CCAGGCGUUCAUUCCAGACCCAUUUAAGCAGACACACUGUUGCGGCAACUGUAGCUGAGACACGGGGUUGCGUUUCCCUUUCAAUACAGGGCAUAGGCAGACACUUACCAGACCUGAUUGCAAUUAUAUUUUCCUGUUUGGACUUCCUGUGUUUUUCUGAAGUGCAAAUGACACACGAAUCGAUUACGGCAUCAUCAACUGGAAAGUAUAACGAGCAUUUUAUCCACACGCUCUGGUAAUGCUAAUGAGAGACUCCAGAUUCCCGUUUAAGGAAACCAAAAGUCCUGGUUGAAGUCAACUGACCCUUCCGAGCGGAUUAUCUACAAGAAAGUAUUCUGCAAAAGUGCGCCAUGAGUUGGUGAUCGCGAGAAUAAAAUGCAUUUUUUAAGGAGCGCUCUUAACGCGUUUCUAAUUAAGGACAUGCCGGGGUAAUCCACAUGGGACAAGUCCUUACGUCUGCAACAGGGAAUAAAAAGUCAGGGAACUCAUGCUGGAUGAGACAAACUCCAUCAAGAGACGCAGCUGAGAAAAAAGUUCCUCACGGACAUUAUUUUCCACCCACUCUGAAGUCGGUACAAUUAACAGAUGACUGAAGUUUCAUCAUUAUACGCAUAUAAGAACCUGCUCCGCCGUCUGUCAUGGUGCACUCACUCUUGGAAGUAGCCUACCUGGGGAACGGCGACGCCAACAGAAUCAGUUUAGUUUGAACCGCAUUAACUUUUGUAAUCCUCGAACAAGCAGGGAGGCAAGCGUGACACAUAUACGCAAAGGGAAACAACAGGACUAUAAGAGAAGACGCGGGACGGAGGGGUCUCUCGCCUGGCUCACUCCGCAGUAGCGAUGAGCGCCUUGCGCACACCUGUCUUGAUUGGACUCCUACUGUUGGUGUUUACCGCCGGAUACUGCAAGCAGAGCAGCGUUCCCACAGGCGUCCGGGACGGCCGGAGCCUCCUGGAGCUCAUCAUGGACAAAGUUCGAGUGGCACGGGAGCAUCAAGCGGAGGAUAGCGAGGCCAACGUGCAACAUGCGUCCAGGAGACAAGAGUAUUCCAUCGAGACGAAGGAAUUGAAUGAAGUUAACAAAUCACAAAUUUUAGAAGUUUUUCCAAGAGAUCUUAGUACGAAGGAUAGAUUGUUGAAACAUUUAACAGGGCCCCUUUACUUCAGCCCAAAGUGUAGCAAACUCUUUUAUAGACUAUACCACAAUACCAGAGACUGCACAAUACCUGCCUAUUAUAAGAGAUGUGCCCGGCUGCUCAUCAGGUUAGCUGGCAGUCAGAAAUGUGCGGAAGGAUAGCUGCUACUGCAUCAACAGAUUUCAACAUGGGAGAGGAUGCAAGAGAGCCGAGAAGAAAAGAAAACAGUGCCUUGGAGAAAAAAACAAACAAAACAAAACAGGGAAAUCAGACGGACUCAACAGAAUCAUAUUUGUCUUUGUGAAGAAGUUUUUUUUUUCUUUUUGCAACCAAGUGGAUUAAUCUCCAUAGACUUUCUCGAUAUGCUGCAAUUGUCGAUGUUGUCCACUGACAAGUCAUGAUCUCCCCAGAGUGGUCUCUCAGUUUAUUCAAAAUGGUGCAAAUGAAGACAUGUCUAACAGGCAGAGAAAACAAAAAGAAAAGAAAAGAGGAGAACAGCUCAAUUUAACGCCCUGCUGCCAAAAACGAUGAGUUUCCUGUGUGCUGCUAAGACUGGUAGGCCUCUUGCCCCCCUUUCCUGUCUCGUGUGUGCUCUCCGUGCGGACGUCUCUCCCUUCUCUCCUAAAGAAGGCUUCACAAUCCAUAUUCCCAACCACAUUCCUCAAUGCCAGAAGUAAAUCCUUUGAUCGAAUUAUGAAUUGCACGAUUAUCUCUUGCCUCUCUGUCUCUCUCUCUCACUCAUUCUCUCCUUUUGGACGUUUGGAAGACAUUUUUCAACAGAGUUGAACUUAUGAUAAGCUGGUUUCAGUUUAUGUUAUUGAGAGAGAAAUCUGCAUUGUCCUGAAUAUGAAUGUUAUAUAUAAUAAUAUAUAUUUAUAUAUUCAAGCUAUUGUCUACUGUUUCUGCACAUUAAAUAUAUGAAAUCCUUGC
Molecule: messenger RNA, 2065 nt
Organism: Engraulis encrasicolus (European anchovy)
Lineage: Eukaryota; Metazoa; Chordata; Actinopteri; Clupeiformes; Engraulidae
Gene: alkal2b
Product: ALK and LTK ligand 2b
Exons: 6
Coding region: 841-1296 (151 amino acids)
Biological process (GO): positive regulation of ERK1 and ERK2 cascade; positive regulation of ERK5 cascade
Molecular function (GO): receptor signaling protein tyrosine kinase activator activity; receptor tyrosine kinase binding
Source: RefSeq, a predicted model, not a curated record